Messenger RNA from Fonsecaea nubica, 4965 nucleotides. RefSeq names its product acetyl-CoA carboxylase. Gene Ontology annotation, molecular function: fatty acid binding; zinc ion binding; acyl-CoA oxidase activity. The coding region runs from base 1 to 4965 and encodes 1654 amino acids. The record is from RefSeq and is a predicted model, not a curated record. Gene Ontology annotation, cellular component: peroxisome. The transcript is spliced from 8 exons. NCBI's taxonomy places the organism in Eukaryota, Fungi, Ascomycota, Eurotiomycetes, Chaetothyriales, Herpotrichiellaceae. Gene Ontology annotation, biological process: lipid homeostasis; DNA-templated transcription; fatty acid beta-oxidation using acyl-CoA oxidase.
AUGACGGCCUUUCCAGACAACCUCAAACCGGCAAACCCUCAAGGUCCAGACUGUCUGGCACGCGAGAGAGCAAGUUCUUCGCUACCAGUCCAGGAGCUGGCACAGCACCUGUUCGGACGAGAUGGGUUUCUCGAACGCCAACAGCGCAUUUUGGAGGCGUUACAAAAGGAGCCUGUCUUUUCCAAAGAAUCACAGCAGCAUCUAUCGCGACAGGAACGGUUUGAGCUCGGCCUGACACGGGCAAAGUGUCUGCGACGCAUGGCGGACCGGCUGAAGUGGGAUCAAGACGACUAUCUAAUGGCGUUGUACUUGGUGGACGACGUCAAUCCAUUCUACGCCCACACGAAAUUGUUCACCAAUACGAUUCGGGAGCAAGCAAGUGACGAGCAGUUGGCUUACUGGAUGCCCAAGAUUGAAAGCUGGGAAGUGACAGGGGGUUAUGCACAGACCGAGCUCGGCCACGGCAGCAAUGUGAGAGGACUUGAACUGGAGGCGAAGUGGGAUCCUGUGACGAAAGAGUUCAUUCUCAACAGCCCGACUUUGACCUCCAGCAAAUGGUGGAACGGGUCUAUCGGUAUCACAGGAAACCAUGCCAUCGUGGUGGCUCAACUCCUGCUUCCCACAAAGUCCUCGUCCAGCGACAAGACGACGGGCUACACCUCCUACGGUCCGCAUCCUUUUGUAGUGCAGGUUCGAUCUUUGGGGACGCACAAGCCCAUGGACGGAGUCGUCAUUGGGGAUAUAGGGCCCAAGUACGGAUACAUCACCAUGGACAAUGCAUACAUUCUGUUCGAUCACUACAGAAUACCUCACUCGGCCUUCCUGAGUCGUCACGCCAAGGUCGACCCGGACACGGGCGAGUACAGCAAGCCCAAGGUCCGCGCGCUCAUCUACGGCAGCAUGACCUUCUCCCGGUCCGUCAUCGUCAUGCAGGCAAGGAUGGUGCUCGCCCGCGCGGUGACCAUUGCCGUUCGCUACUCGGCGGUCAGACAUCAAUUCUCAGACCGUGACGGAGGAGACCCGAGUGGUCCAGAGGUCCCUGUCCUCGACUAUCAGACCGUCCAGAUCAGAGUCCUGCCCUUGCUCGCCACCAUGUUCGCUCUCCACUACAGCGGCCAAGCCAUGGGCGACCUCUUCUACCGCACACGGACGAGUAUCGGCUCGGGGGACUUUAGCGAGCUGGCCGACCUCCACAACAUGUCGACGGGGCUGAAGAGCCUGUGCACCGGCCUCGCUGCCGACGGGAUCGAAACCUGCCGGCGCGUGCUAGGCGGGCAUGGCUUCGGUGGCGCGAGCGGGAUGAUCCAACUGAACAACGACUACCUGUCGAAACCGACGGUGGAAGGCGACAACUGGAUGAUCACGCAGCAAGUCGCCGCCUACUUGAUCAAGAAGAUGACUGCCGUGGUCGAGAAUCCCGAGGCGGAGUCGGCAGACAAUACCGAGAAGAACUUGCGGAGCUUUGUCAAGGCAGUAACUCCUCCUCGGGGCUCAGGGCAGAGUGUCUGUCCCUUUGACGUGCUAGGAAGCGAUCAGGCACUGGUCGAUGCCUUCCAAUGGAGGGCAGCAGCACUGACAUACCGAGCCUACGAAGCCAGAGUGGUCCGAAAGGAAAAGUGGAACAGCCUUUUGAUCCAGCUACACAAGCUGGGACUAGCACAAUCCCAAGCGAGAGUCGUGGGCCUCUUCUACACCGCCGUCCAGAACACCAAAGACAUGUCACCCGAGUCGAGAGGCGUACUGCGUGACCUGUUUCGGCUUUUCUGCCUGUACACGAUGGACAACGAAGCGCGCGAAUUCCUCAGCACCAGCGCCAUCAGCACCGACCAGAUGGACGCGAUCUCCGAGACGAUCAAGGGCCUCCUGGUGCAAAUCCGUCCGCACGCCGUCAAGCUGGUCGACGCCUGGAUGAUCCCGGACUACCUCCUCGACAGCGCGCUCGGGCGCCACGACGGCAGAGUGUACGAGGACCUGUUCAACCGCGCGCACCGCCUGAACCCGCUGAACAGCAUCACGUAUAAUCCGCGGUACUGGGAGGACGAGCUGGUCAUGGGCGCAAAGGACUACGAUCGGGGGAAGCGGCUGACUUCCAAGAAUACGUCUGCUGCCCAAGUCAACGUCAGCCGACCGGCUCCCUGUCGAACUCAGUCAUACACCCACCCAACUGGCCUGGAGCAUGGCGACGGCGAUCUGAACUAUCAGUCUCAAGACUUGGGCAGCCGCAGCGAUAUAGGAAUUGAAGAUCGGGAUGAGGUUGACGAUGCAAACGAUGAACCAUCGACUUCCAUACAAACAACAUGUGGAGAUGCCGACAACCAAACCAGUCCAGGCGCGUACAAUGCAACGACGUGGCCACAGACAACAAGACGCAGAUCCACCGUCUCAAUGGCCGCGGCUGCAUCGACUCCUCAAGCCAUACUCACGCCCACGGGUGGAGUUGUAGGUCGACCGGUCUAUCUCGAGAACGAGAUCGAGUUCCUCGAAAGAGAGACUGAGUUGAUGGAAUCGUCGGCGCCGACAUCACCUCCCACAAACUCGCGACCCGAGGUUGACCUCGCCUUUCUGCGCCUCUACAGGGCGUUUGAUCUCCCCACCCGGGCUAUCAGAGACAGCCUCGUGAGCAGCUUCACCGUAUAUUGCAGUCCGUGGAUGCCUGUGAUCGAGGCGGAGGAGCUCAAAAGUAUUGGCCGGGGAGCCUGUGAGGUCCAGACCCGGCACAGCAACCAGGGAGAAAAUACCGUGUCCCUCCUGCUCACCCAAGCGCUCUUCGUGGCGGGGAGCCGCGUACAAUCAUCGCGCUUCUCGUUCAACAGCUGUAGCGAGUUCUACAACCGAGCCAAAGCGCUGUAUUUUGCCGAACACGAACUUAACCCACUCACCGUCAUCCGCGCCCUGUGUCUGCUCCAGUGGUACAACCCAAACGGACCCGAGUUUGUCUCCAUCCAUUCCAGUGUCUCCUGGCUACGACUGGCCGUGGGGUUGGCUUUUCAGAUCGGUCUACAUCGAGAGCCGGAUCCCAGAAACCCAGAUUACAAGCUCCGCCGAAGGCUAUUCUGGACGCUGGUAGCACGCGACGCGCUUCUAUCAGCCUCCCAAGGCCGACCUCGCUCCAUCAACCUCAACGACUGUACCGUACGAUGGCCCACGCUCCAUGAUUUCCCGGAAGACAACAAGCACGCUCGGCUCUUCCUGAGCUAUGUCGACAUAUGCUGUAUUCUGGGCCGUUUAGGACAGGCGGCCCUGCCUGGAGGGCACAUUGGGUCGCUCUGCGUUGGCGUCGGCCGAGACCUGUACAGAUGGAGGAGCCAGCUGCCGUCGGAUCUCCAGCUAGACGGUGCCCGCGACUUCGAUUUCGAGACCCGGCAAUUGCACAUCCCUUACUUCACAGCCAUCUCCAUACUAUAUGGUCCAGGUCCUGCGGUCCAAAACUGCUCGGUCGCAGCCAUACUGGCCUCGUCGUGCGUUGCGCGCAUCUUUGAGGAUUUCUUGGCCCGCGACCUGCUCCGCUACCUCAGUCCCAUCCACAUCUUCUACCUCUUCACGGCGGGCCUGCCGCAGAUAUCAGGCCACAAGAUCCCGAUCCUGAGAGAGGCGUCCAAGAGGGAAUUCAAGAUGAUCCGCUACUCCCUGUUGGAGAUGAGCAAGACCUGGCACUCGGCUCACCGUCAUCUAGGGUCGCUCAAUAAGCUGUUGUCGGCGAUGAAUCGCAGCAGCGCUGCAGGGACGUUUGCGUCCAAGCGGAACAUGGCAUUGCUUGGGCGGAACCACAGGGAUUCCAGCCUCACUGACCAGCUGUCGCUCUUUGAGCGGCUUGGUGUGGAGUUGUGUCCAAAGUGCGAUCUUGUUGUCGGAUUGACGUCCUCAAGCUGCGCGCUUCCGGCACAAAAGGCCAUGAACAGUGGGCGCCGCGAUUCCCUGCUUCACACAGCCGGCACGGCUGUUGCUGCUGUGGUUUCCUCUUCUUCGUGGUCGAAUGUGGACGAUGCCGCUGAUGUCGCCGAUGCUGAUAGUAUCGCUUCGACGGAGAGAGGAAUCGAUCGGACCGACCAGGGAUGUGAGAGAAUGUAUUACCCGAGCGACACCUUCCAACUGUCACCUUCGACCGUACCCAUGUGGGGAGAGUGUGAUGAAAUACGUGCCAUCGAUAUGGACGGAGAGAGGCACGGAACCGGUCAAGAGCCCGACUCGACUGGCAUCGACCACUCCGCGUUGACGAUGCUUCCACCACCCACGACUGCCUCUCCUGUCCCUGAAGCGGCGAGCAGUUACGAUCGCGACUCUCCAGGGCACAGAAAACUUCUCGCCAAACAACGUGAGAGUCACUUCUCAUCUGAUUACCUAGGGCGGUACCCGUCGACAAAUUUGCACUCGAACAACGACCUGGGCGAAGAAGCUCUGACAGACAAGGAGGCGCAGAGGAGAUUAAAUAGUACCGUGGAGGUUACGUCUCGUAGUCACAGGUCGUAUGUUCGUACAAGUUCAGCUGCGCAAGUGGACAUUAUUCAAGAGCCCCAUGGCGGAGUUCCGUCGUCCGCAACAAGCCACAGUCACGGUCACAUUCAUCCUCACAAGGGCUCAGCUACUCCAGGGAUUCCCAGAAGUCAUGCCGAGAUUCGCCGUGCGCAACUCCAGCACCAGAACCAGCACCAUCGACAGCACGGCCACGGCCAUUUGCACGAGCACGAGCACGGGCACCACAGCGACUUCUCGAGCGCAACCAUGGAGAAUCACGGCGGAGGCGGGAGCGGUUACACAAGAAUCCCCCUUGCGGCGACACCGACAGAGGAUCCUCUCGAGCGCAACUCCGUGUAUCAAUCCGCCAACGGCAGCAACGGCGGAGGGUUUUUCGGGAUAGAUAUGGGAGGUAACGACGGCUUCGGUGGCGACGAGAUGACACUCGACGCCAUCCUCCUCGAGUCGGACCGCAGCUGGGUCAUGCAGGAUUGGGACAGUGGGUAUUUCUAG